GUUAUUUCUCGUUUCCCGUGUAAUUAUAAUGUUGUGUAUGGAGGUGAGAUGUUUGUUGUGAUAUAUGAAUGAUAAAACGAUAACAAAAUUGAUAAGAUUACGCCGCCAAUGUUUGUUUACUACCGGUGGAUAUUUACGAAAAUUUAAAUCGCCGAGAAGCCGAUUUAUCCACCUAUAAUUACAGGCCGCACCAUCGAGGAAAUGAAACACGAGAAGAACAUGCCCCUUGUGCUGCUCCUAAUGAUCUGCUAUGCAACAGCGCAAGAGAUCAGCGUUCAAGAUAACCCUCUUACGAAUUACGACGCCAUAUCUUCUUCCACAACGAGCAGAUACCCGGACGUUAAUCCUUACGCGCAGCCUUCCAAUCCGGAUAACCCUUAUAAUCCCCUAGACAAUCAGGGCAAUCGAAACGAUAUUUACGGCCAGAAUCCUUACGUUCAACCGGACACUUUCGAUCGCGGUAAAAAUGAUUACGACUACAACAAUCAGAACCAAUAUCCCGGCGGAGGGUGGAGGAAUAACGUGUUCAAUAACGAUAGAAGGCCUGUGGAUAGCCACACAACUAUUAUUAAAGAAGCAACUUACUUCAUUGUGGCGUCGAGAAUGGUGAGGCCCGGACAAUUGUACAGAGUCUCGGCAACUGUUAUUAAAGAAACACAGCCUCUGACUGUCAGGGCUUCGAUACAAAGAAACGGAGUGGAAGUGUCUGCGGACCACAAGAAAGCCAAGGAAGGCAUACCCGAAACCCUUCUAAUGAGGGUGCCUAGUACAAGUGCUCCCGGUGAAUACAAAUUACGAGUAGAAGGAUUGUACGAGGACGUUCUAGGAGGUGCUCAAUUCGUCAACGAAACUGUACUGACCUUUUCCCAAAGAUCCAUGACCAUAUUCAUCCAAUUGGAGAAGCCUAUUUACAUGCAAGGCGAAACCGUGCGCUUUCGAACCAUACCUAUAAACACGGAGCUAAAAGCCUUCGAUGACGCCGUGGACGUUUACAUGCUGGAUCCCAGCGGGUAUAUUUUGAAACGUUGGCUCUCCAGACAAUCGAAUUUAGGUACAGUCAGCUUAGACUAUCAACUCUCAGAUCAACCGGUGUUCGGCGAAUGGAAAAUUCGAGUUAUCGCCCAGGGGCAGGUCGAGGAAUCGACGUUUUUAGUUGAAGAAUACUACCAAACGCGGUUUGAGGUGAACGUGACAAUGCCGGGAUUCUUCUUGAACACCGAACAAUAUAUCUACGGAACGGUCAUGGCGAAUUACACUAGCGGGGCUCCGGUGCACGGGAAUUUAACCCUAAAAGCGACCGUAAGGCCUAUUAGACCGAUCGAUCCGGAUCGUUUCUUGAAGAAGCACCGAAAGCGACCGAAGAAUUACGAUUAUCAAAAUCGCUACGAUCAAAACCGGCCUCACGACAUUAACAAUCAACCGUACGAACCUCUGUUCGAUAACUUCGACAGCGAUUAUAAUUACAACAGGCCUCUCGUUGAGAAGUAUUUCAAUUUCGAGGAGGAGCUGCCGUUUUGGAUCAAACGCCCGUGGGAUUAUUACGAGCCCAUUCCCAGCAUGAAAAACUUUGCAGGAGUGUACGAGUUCAAAUACCCGAUUCAAGAGUUAUUACAUUACGUACCGACUUUAGAUGGCGUGGAAGUCGUUAUAACAGCAACAGUGGGUGAUCCGUUCCUCGAGGAAGUCAUCGAAGGUUUUUCCACGGCGAGAAUCUUCAAUUCCAGCAUAAAAUUAUCGUUUCUGGGGGGCUCCCCGCAGGUGUUUAAACCCGGAAUGCCCAUAACGACAUACGUCGUGGCCUGUUACCAAGACGGAUCUCCGUUGGAAAAUACGAUACUUUCUAACAGCGCACUGGAAGUUUACACCUCGGUCGAUAUGAGAGGAGCUGGUUCCAGGGAGGUUCCUCCUCACAUCUUGUACCAAUCGGACGCGAAUCCCGGCGUGUGGGAGUACAAAGUGGAUUUGAAAAGGGAUUUGGGAGUGAGCGGGCCGAGGGCGUACGAAGAACUUAGUAGAAUGCAUACUAUUAAAAUCAGAGCUGUAUUUAAAGACGGCUAUAGUGGACAAAGAGCUACUGCAGAACUGGACAUGUUAGCUCAUUACAGUGCAACAGACCAACAUAUUAAAGUCAUAACGAGUACAGUAGACCCGAAGGUGGGCGAAUAUAUGAUAUUCCACAUCAGAAGUAACUAUUACAUCGAGAAAUUCAGCUACCUCAUUAUAUCGAAGGGUAUCGUUUUGUUAACCGGAGACCAAGAUAUGGGCGAUUACGUCAGCACGAUGGCCAUAGCUUUGAGCGCCGAGAUGGCCCCCGUGGCCACAAUUGUCGUGUGGCACGUGGGCCACAACGCGGAUCUAACCGUGGACACUUUGACAUUCCCCGUUAACGGAAUCAGUCGAAAUAAGUUCAAAGUGUUCAUCAACAACAAGAAAGCCCGAACGGGUCACAAAGUGGAAGUGGCUAUUUACGGCGAACCGGGUUCUUACGUGGGAAUAUCAGGAAUCGAUCGUUCGUUUUACACGAUGCAAGCCGGUAACGAACUAACAUACGCGAAAGUUAUUUCGAAAAUGUCUACAUUCGACGAAGCCACCAACGGCACCCACAAACACCUCUGGUUCUCCCACGAAGGUUACCCCGAUGAAAUAGUACAUUUUCCGAGUAACACCUUCGGCAUCGACGCCAACAGAACGUUCGAGUUCGCCGGUCUGGUCGUCUUCAGCGAUUUCGUUUUACCCAGAAGGCCUAUAUUCUGCAAUGCCACGCUGGGAUACAGCGAGUGCCUCAACGGGCAAUGUUACAGGACGCGCGCGAGAUGCAAUUACCAGAACGAUUGCUCCGACGGUUCCGACGAGCUCGGAUGUAAUUACGAGAACGCGACGGAUUUGAUGAUGUUCCGCAAAUACAGAUUCAACAGGAUCCAAAGGCAAUACGAAAACGUUUGGGUGUGGAAAGACGUCAACAUCGGUCCUCAUGGACGGUACAUUUUUAAUAUACCCGUACCGGCCAGACCUGCUCAUUGGAUGAUAUCCGCGUUCUCUAUGAGCCCAUCGAGCGGGUUCGGUAUGCUACACAACGCUAUAGAGUACGUCGGAGUGUUGCCGUUCUUCAUCAACGUAGAGAUGCCUACUAGAUGCAUGCAAGGCGAACAGAUCGGUAUAAGAGUGUCGGUUUUCAACUACAUGACCGACGAUAUCGAGGCCACCGUAGUAUUGACCAGCUCGCCCGAUUACAAGUUCGUGCACGUAGAAGAAAACGGAGUUGUUCGAGCGUACAAUCCGCGUACUUCUUACGGCGAACAUCAAUUCUUCAUUUACAUAAAGGCUCAAGAUGCUGUUGUUGUGUACAUUCCGAUAGUUCCGCAACGAUUAGGCGAAAUCGAAGUUACUAUUUACGCCACUGCUCUUAUAGGAAAAGACCAGAUCACUAGGCAAUUGUUGGUUGAGUCUGACGGUCUCCCGCAAUACAGGCAUCAAUCGAUGCUGAUCGAUCUGAGCAACAGAGCCUACUCCUUCCAAUACAUGCACGUCAACAUCACCGAAACCCCCAUAAUUCCCUACGAGUACGAUCGUUACUACGUGUACGGUUCGAACAAGGCCAGAAUAUCCCUCGUAGGAGAUGUAGUUGGUGCAGUAUUCCCGACGAUGCCCAUGAAUGCCACUUCGUUGCUCAGCUUACCAAUGGAUUCCGGAGAACAAAACAUAUUCUCGUUCGCGGUGAACAUGUACACUAUAUUGUACAUGAGGUACACUCAAAUACGGAACAAAACUCUCAGCCGGCAGGCCUUCCACUAUCUGAACAUCGGCUAUCAAAGGCAACUCUCGUUCAUGAAACCCGACGGAUCUUUCGGUACAUUCAGAAGCGAUUGGAAUCAAUCGGUUUCAUCGGUGUGGUUGACGGCGUACGUGGCGAGGAUAUUCCAAGAGGCGAGUUUCUACGAAUGGGAGAACUUCAUCUACAUCGAUCCCGCCAUCAUCGCCAAAUCGGUGGAUUGGGUGCUGCAGCACCAGAGCGGCAACGGCGCCUUUUGGGAGGAGGACUGGUUGCCGGACAGGAAGUACAAUUCGACGUUGAAUUUCGAAAACGAUCCCAUCAGGUACAGGAACAUCACGCUCACCGCUCACGUUCUCAUCAUGUUGGAAUCCGUGAAAGAUUUGACUAGUGGUCUCAGUUCAAAGGUAGCCAUAGCGGCGAAGAGGGCGAUCGGGUGGCUGGAGCAAAACAUGGAGUUGCUGAAAGAAAAAGGCUCGCCCUUCGAAGUGGCCAUCGUGGCCUACGCGCUAAUGAGAAGCAAGGCGGCCAACGCGGAAACGGCUUUCCUGGAAUUGUCGAGGCGGCAACGUCUAGAAGGCGGCCUGAUGUAUUGGGGCAGAGAAAGAAUACCCCAACCCCCAUACAAGAUAGAAAACCAACGGCCGUUCCUGCUGCCUCGGUUGCCUUACGAAUACGAUUCGGAGAAUAUCGAAGCGACCGCGUACGGGUUGAUGGUGUACGUGGCCAGGCAGGAGAUUUACGUCGAUAACAUCGUCAGGUGGCUGAAUACGCAACGGUUAACGGACGGCGGUUGGGCCUCUACUUCGGACACAGCGAACGCCAUGAAGGCUUUGAUCGAAUAUACGUCGGCGCAAAGGAUUCGAGAUAUAUCGAGCAUAUCGGUGACGGUGGAGGCGACGGCGUUGCCCGGAAAAUCGCAGGUGGUUUAUAUAAACGAGAAAAACUGGGCGAAUUUGCAGUACUUGGAUAUACCGAAUGCUUGGGGUACCGUUAAGGUGCAGGCCAAAGGUACGGGGUACGCCCUAUUGCAAAUGAGGGUGCAGUACAACGUCGAUAUCGAGAGAUUCCAAACCAAACCGCCGGUGACUUCGUUCGAUUUGUGGACCAGGCAGUAUUUCUACGGUAGAAAUCAGUCUCACAUCACUUACGUCAGUUGCCAGAGGUGGAAUAACUUGUACGAAUCCGAGAGAUCCGGUAUGGCUGUUCUCGAUGUAGCCAUACCGACCGGUUAUAUUAUACAGCAACAAGAUUUGGACGCUUACAUACUAUCGGAACGCGUGAGGAAUUUGCAAAGGGCAAGGUUCUUUGAAAGAAAAGUGAUAUUUUACUUCGAUUUCCUCGAUCAUGAGGAAAUUUGCGUUAAUUUUACGGUAGAAAGAUGGCAUCCUGUAGCUAACAUGUCGAGAUAUUUGCCUAUAAGAGUGUACGAUUAUUACGCACCAGAACGAUUCAACGAAACGAUAUUCGACGCCUUAUCAUCAUACGUCCUGGAUAUUUGCCAAGUGUGCGGCAGCAGUCAAUGUCCCUACUGCGACAUUUACAACGGCGCCACGGGCAUGUUUUUAUCGAUGUACGCCCUUCUGUUGGCCCUUUCACUGACAAUAAUUUCGUUUGUAAAAUUGUAAAUAUUUUUUCGAGAGUGCGGUAGGAGUUUUACAGUGCCUAUGUAAAAAGAUUAAGCUGAUUUUAUGGCAUUACGACGGGUUGUUUCGAUGCAAUUGUGGUGUUAUUUUCUCGAUUGUCGUUGAUGGGACGCAAAAACGUAUUUUUGUAAUGGAUUUUGAGAGUUAAGGUGCUUUGUAGAGACGAGAAAUUGGUAAAUUGCAUUUAAACGACCUGUUCAUUUCAGAUUUCACUAUGCCGUGAAAUAUUUUUAAGGUUGUAAAUGGAAUUUAUAGAUGCAUUUCACAUCAUAUCAGACCUAAGAUUAAGACUAAUUUUUUUUGUACUUUUUCCUCUUGUAUUUCGUGUGUUCGUUAUUUUAGAGAAACCAUUUUUUUACGUGUAUGUUCUAGUACAAAUUUGUAAUGUAACGAGUUUGACUAAACGAGAUCUUCUUAAUACCUAAUGCACUUAAAACCGAUUUAUUAGUCUCAAUAAAAACCGUCCAUUAGCCAUUAUCACUAACUUAGUUAGUGCUUAGAAGUAGUGAGAAAAAUAAUAUAUUUACCUUAACACGUUCGACUUAAGGGUGGAAUUCGAAGAGUACUUUUAGAUUUACGUUUUUUCAUAAUUUUGCUACCUUUUUUAUCGCGAGAACUUAGAAAAACUUAUCGUGUUGAACGCGUUAAAUAUUUGUAAUAGAUUAUUUUGUAAAGAUGUCGAGAUGAUCAUAUAACGUAGAUCUGAUGAUUUGAUAUUAUAUAAAUUUUUUACUUUUUAUUAUUUGAAUAUAAGUUUAGUGUUAGGAGAAGUUAAGUAGCUGAGUGAAGUUCUCGAUUAAGGACGUUUUUAUCUAGUCUAAAAUUGACAAUUUAACUUAAUUAUUGGGAAUUUCAUUAGCUGUUUCCGAGAGCAAAUUUGAACAAGCUAAUUAAGUGUAUUAUUUGUGAUCUUCAAGGCAUCUACUUUACGUUUUUUCUAUUUGUAUUUAAACAUUAAAAUAAAUUAUUUCGUUUUACUGUUUUACUCUAA
Messenger RNA from Phyllotreta striolata, 6406 nucleotides. The record is from the annotation of a GenBank genome assembly. Lineage: Eukaryota; Metazoa; Arthropoda; Insecta; Coleoptera; Chrysomelidae.